This is a messenger RNA of Drechmeria coniospora, 1104 nucleotides long. Its product is annotated as putative glucose n-acetyltransferase protein. Gene Ontology annotation, molecular function: glycosyltransferase activity. Lineage: Eukaryota; Fungi; Ascomycota; Sordariomycetes; Hypocreales; Ophiocordycipitaceae. The record is from RefSeq and is a predicted model, not a curated record. The transcript has a single exon. The coding region runs from base 1 to 1104 and encodes 367 amino acids.
AUGACCCUUCGUAGGACGAACGCAAGCCCGUUAAGUGGUGGCCAGGGCUUGAGCUUGUUAACUAUUGCCUGCUCGAGACGAUUCCGAUUACUUACCGCUGCCGCCGCUGCUACUGGCCUCUUCCUAUGGCUUCUUCUAAAUCAUACCUCUCCGGCCAAAGUACCGGACUGGUCCGCGUUAGGAUGGAAGGCAGGUAGCGACAAUUCACCGCCUGACCAGAUUGACCACACCAUCUGGUCGAGGUUCGCCUAUGUACAAUAUGUUACGAAUAGUGCCUACUUGUGCAACUCUGUUAUGAUCUUCGAGACACUUCACCGGCUGGGCAGCAAGGCGGAUCGUGUCAUGAUGUAUCCAUCCAAUAUGAUGGACCCGGCCGCAACCGGGGCUUCCACGCCGGACGGGGAGCUGUUGAUUAAGGCCCGCGAUCAGUACGGCGUCCGCUUGUCGCCCAUAUCGGUGCACCAUAGGGACAGCGAGGAAGGUACCUGGGCCGACUCAUUCACAAAGCUUCUGGCCUUUAACCAAACGGACUAUAGCCGUGUUCUUGUUCUCGACUCGGACGCCGUCGUGCUGCAAUUGAUGGACGAGCUAUUCCUUCUCCCGCCGUGCACCGCCGCGAUGCCUCGCGCGUACUGGCUUCAUCCGGACAAGAAGAUACUUACAUCACUCCUUAUGUUAAUCGAACCAAAUGUUGUCGAGUUUUCACGAGUGAUGGAUAAGAUUGAGAGUGCCGGCAGAAACGAUUACGAUAUGGAGAUUGUGAACGACUUAUAUAUAGACAGCGCCAUGGUCCUUCCUCACCGCCGAUAUGCUAUGCUUUCGGCCGAGUUCCGCUCAGAUGGCCAUGCUCUGUAUCUCGGCUCCGAUCGGGAAGUGUGGGAUCCUGUGGCCGCGUAUAACGAGGCAAAAAUUAUCCACUUCUCCGAUUGGCCAGUGGCCAAGCCGUGGCUUCCGACGCCAGCGGAAGUAAUCCAGAAAUAUGAGCCCAAGUGCCGAAUGAAGGACGGUUUGGAAACAUGCGUCGAGAGAGAGCUAUGGUACCGCCUAUACGACGACUUUCGAAGGUACCGACGGGAAAUCUGUCCAACAGGUGGAGACCGGUAA